Molecule: messenger RNA, 1449 nt
Organism: Monosiga brevicollis MX1
Lineage: Eukaryota; Choanoflagellata; Craspedida; Salpingoecidae
Exons: 3
Coding region: 40-927 (295 amino acids)
Molecular function (GO): protein binding
Source: RefSeq, a predicted model, not a curated record
GUGUUUUUCCCUUCCUUUUUUUUUUUCACAACCGCCAUCAUGCCCCGGAAGUCUGGCCCCGUUCCCGCCGCCCCCAGCGGUGCCCCCGCUGCGGCUGAGCAGUUUGACAUGGUCUUCCACUGCCAGCUGGCCCACGGCUCUCCGACCAAGCAGGUGCGCGACUUUACCAACGUCAAGCAGCUGUACGAGUCCAUCGCCAAGGCCUUUGGCAUCCAGACCUCUGAGAUUCUGUACUGCACUCUGAACACGCACAAGGUGGACAUGACCCGCCUUUUGGGCGGUCAGAUUGGUCUUGAUGACUUUCUGUUUGCUCACGUCAAGGGCACCGAGAAGACCGUCAAGGUCAUCAAGGAUGGCCCUGCCCUCGGCCUCACCAUCUCCGACAACGGUGCUGGUUACGCCUUUAUCAAGAAGAUCCGCGAGGACAGCAUCAUGUCGCGUGUCGCCAACGUCGCCGUCGGUGAUCACAUCGCCAAGAUCAACGGCACCGACCUCAACGGCUGCCGUCACUUUGAGGUUGCCCGCAUGCUCAAGGAGAUCCCCAUUGGCUCGGAAUUCACCAUGAUCUGCGUUGAGCCCAAGAAGUCGUUUGACGAGAUUGCUGGCCGUGGCGCCAAGCCCGCUGGUGCUCAGCCCAACGUUGCUGCCAGCGCCGGCAAGAAGACGCUCCGCAUGAAGCACAACGGUGCCGCCGUCGUCGAGGAUGUCCCCUCGGAUGCCGUGUCGGGUAUCAUCACCAAGGUGGACGACCUUCUCGAGAACUUUGUUGGCAUUCGCGAUCAGGAGCUCUCCACCACCAUUUACGAUCUGGCCAAGGCUGCUCCUUCGGAUGAUGUCUUCGCCGGCUCGCUCGAUGAGCAACUGGCUGACUUCGAGUUCCCCGAUGACUUUGUUCUCGAUGUGUACGAGCUUGUCAAGAAGCAAUAGAUGACUCCUUCUCUUCGAGACCAUUCUUCUUUUUUCUAGCCUGCCCUUGGUAGUGUCUAGGUACCCUCUACCGUGCGUCGGUUCAGGUUCAAGAUUUGUAUUUUCGACCCUGUCCUUCCUCCCCUUUACCUACUCUUUUUCUAUUCCACUUUUUUUUUUUUUUUUUUUGUCAUGUUUUUGCCUGUUCAGGUGGUGGUCAGCAGCGCUUGGGGGCACCAAGCAACAUGAUACGUCAGACUGAAACACCGAGUAUGAGUCAUCGGCCGCGCAUGCGUGAGCCAUGAUUUGCUCUUUUGUUUCUUUUUGGUGUUGUGCUUCUGGUGUUCAUACCUCGUGUAUGCUUAUCCUGCUUGGCGGUCGUUGGUGGCAGCGCCCCACCCUUGGCCCCCAGCUUGUUGACUCACUCCCUGUCAACCAAAUACAACCUUGAUCGUGUGGGACCUUGCCUUCUUGUUUCCUGUGACCUCUCCCCUCUCUCAUCUUGAACAAUAAAAAAAAAAAGAAACAAUUUAAACCAGCAUC